AUCAGUUUGCUUUGCUGAUUACAGUACUGCAGAGAGCAUGGAAGAAAACAAAGUGAUGGCUUCUUCUUCUCCAUUUGAACUGCACCUGGUGCACUUGGAUCUCAAGGGAGCUCCACCAAAAGUCUCAUACUUGGCAGAGAUCUUCCCGUUGUUCCAUGACCUGGGUGCAAAUGGCAUUCUCCUUGAAUAUGAGGAUAUGUUCCCUUACGAUGGGGAGCUGAAGCCCCUCCGAGCAAACGAUGCAUACAGUCCCUCUGAAAUUAAAGAGAUUUUAAAGCUGGCAAAGUUGCAUGAGUUAGAGGUUAUACCUCUGAUACAGACCUUUGGACAUAUGGAGUUUGUCUUGAAGCACAAAGAAUUCUGUCACCUACGGGAAGUGGCAAUGUUCCCCAACACUGUGAACCCCCAUAGAGAAGAAUCCCUGAAACUGGUCAGCACAAUGAUAGAGCAAGUGGUAGCUGUGCAUGGUGAUCUUCGGUGGUUUCACAUUGGCUGUGAUGAGGUGUAUUACCUCGGUGAAGGGGAGGAGUCCAAGCAGUGGCUGCAGCAAGGAGAAAAUACCAUUGAAAAGCUGUGCCUGGCCCACAUGAAAGCAGUGGCCAGCCACGUGGUCUCUGCUCACCCCUCAGUAAAACCUGUAGUGUGGGAUGACAUGCUGAGGGGAAUGAGUGAAGAAACACUGCGAGGUUCUGGAAUUGCACAGCUUGCAGAGUUGAUGAUCUGGGAUUACUCUUCUGAUCUUGAUGUAGACAGCAAAGCCAUUCUCAUAGAAAAGUACCAGAAGUGUAACUUCUCAAAGCUCUGGCUUGCUAGUGCUUUUAAAGGAGCCACUGGAGUAAACCAAUGUUUGACACUCGUUGGACACCACCUUAAAAACCACCAGCAGUGGCUGAAAGUGGCUGAGAGCACUCCUUCUGGUAUCAUCCGAGGGAUCACCUUAACAGGCUGGCAAAGGUAUGACCACUUCUCUGUUCUGUGCGAGCUUCUGCCUGUAGGAAUCCCAUCAUUAGCCGUAUGUCUUCAGACGCUAAAGAACGGUGGCUAUUCAGAAAAGGUGAAAGAAGAUGUUGAAAAAUAUCUCGGGAUCACGAAUUUGGAAAUAGACACUUUCAUGAGUGACAUCUCAGGGACUUUCCCAGGAAGUGAAAUUCUUUCACUCGUCACUCAAAUUGUAUUCUACCUCAAACCCUCAGUGGAUGAACUUCUGGAAAACAACAGGUAUGUCACAGGCUGGUUCAGCCCUUACCACAGAAAAAGAAAGAAGAUCCAUCCUAUAAUGAUUCAUCAUUUUCAGCCAGAUGCACUAAGGCUUCUGACCAAGUGGACUACUGUGACCCAGGAGCUACAAACAGCCAUGGAAAAGAUCUUCUAUAUGACUGCUGUAGAAGAAUGGAUGGAGGAGAAUGUCCAACCUAGCCUGGAAAGACUUCAAACAACAGUAGAUGAUCUGGACAGAGCAAUACAGGCACUGUCAUAGCACUCUUACAAGUGGCUUUGCUUAUUUGAGGCUCAACGUGGUACAACUAGCAUCAAGCAGCUAGACAAGUGGAGUGUAUGUAAAUGGGAGAGAAGUUCAUCUGAUGUCAAGAGAUGAGGCUAUUGCACUAAAUGGCUUGGAAUUAUGACAUUUUGAAGAGAGAGACUCUGGUCCCUCUUCCUCUGAAAACAUACCAGCAAUCACAUUAUACACAUGUGGUUGUGCAGGUUCCACUGUGUAGAAGUGAAAACAGAUGUAAAACUUCCUCAUGGUUGUUCUUAGGAUAAAUCUCAGACCUCCCCAACUAAACACUUGUGCACAGACACUUUACCCUUUAAAUAAAUCUAAAAAGUUGCACAAUCCAGUUAGUAGCACACUUUGAAUAUCUCCAGUGUGUUAUGGAUGUUUUUAAUCUAUCUCUUGCGAUACUAGAACCGAGGGCCAUCCAGUGGAACGCAAUGGUGAGAGACUGACAGACAAAGGAGUACUUCUUCAAACACGGUAUAUAGUUAAAGGAAUUCAUUUCCACAAGUUGUGAUGUGGCUUUAAAAGUGAUUGGAUAUCAAUGGCUUCUAGUCAUGGUGGCUAUAUAUUACCUCCUCUCAAUGCCAGUUGCUGAGGAACAACAUUUGGGAGUUCUAGUCCUCAUGGCCUGCUUGUGGGCUUCCCAUAGGCAUUUGGAUGACCACUGUGGAAAACAGGAUGGUAGACUACAUAGGCCCUUGGACUGGUACAGUAGGGCUAUGUUUAUAUCCAUACAGCACUAUGUGUAUAGCCCAGUGCCUCUGCUCAACUAUCCAGGGAAAGUCCUUCUCUAUUAGAACUAAUGCUCCUAGGGCCCUCUUAGAUGCUGUCCCCCUCUAAUAUACCUUGAAAAGAAUCCUAGCUGGAGGGGUUGGUAGUAAGAAGCACUAGUACACCUGUGGGGAUAUCAUUUCUCACUUACAAAUUGACACCACAGCAGUGUCCGUACCUUAUGAAUUUUGUCUCUCUACAACUAUCUCGAAGUAUCUAUUAAGCUGCCUUGCCCUCUGUCUUCAAGAGGGGUGAGGCUUUUUGGCGGGGAGUGGGGGUGAUAAGUAGGCA
Messenger RNA from Elgaria multicarinata webbii, 2563 nucleotides. It is a transcript of the gene HEXD, whose product is annotated as hexosaminidase D. Bases 38 to 1477 code for a protein of 479 amino acids. Gene Ontology annotation, biological process: carbohydrate metabolic process. Gene Ontology annotation, molecular function: hexosaminidase activity. The transcript is spliced from 12 exons. NCBI's taxonomy places the organism in Eukaryota, Metazoa, Chordata, Lepidosauria, Squamata, Anguidae. The record is from RefSeq and is a predicted model, not a curated record.